GCGCGGGUAGGCUUUCCGGCCGGGCAGGGAGGGGCCAAGCGCCCUCAUGGAGACGGGGAUGAGCGGCCCCGAGGAGUACGCAGGUGCGAGCCCCGUGCCCAGUCCGGGCUCCCCCGGCUUUGACGAGCCACCACAAAAAAGACAAAGAACUGUAGAAGACUUCAAUCAAUUCUGUACCUUUGUGCUGGCCUACGCUGGCUACAUCCCAUACCCAAAGGAGAAUGAGCCUUGGCUCCAUAGAGGCAACAUGAGUCCCCAGAACAGCACAGGCAGCACUCAAGACAGUGACAGCUGGCCCUCCUCCCAGUCCUGUGACUCCCAGGUGCUGUCAGAUGAUGGAGAGAGAAGGAACGCUACAUGCAAGGGGGCUGGAGGCCUGCUCCUCAACCACUCCGACAUGUCCAGCAGCUUCUGCACAAGCCGCCCCCAGCAAAUAAAGAGGAGGAAGCAGGCGGCAAAGAAACUCAUCUUAGACCCAGAGCUGGACAAAAGGGUGAUAUCAAUGAGCACAAAGGACAUUAAGCAGGAAAGGAUCGAACCAGGAGAAGAGAUUCAUGGGAAAGCAAAGGUGCUUGAAUCCUGUCUGCCAAGGGAAGAGCUCCAGUCCAAAUCUCUCCUUGAGCAAUACAUAAAGGAUAAAGACUGGAUCCAUGGGGUGCAAGCAGCUGAGAAGCCUGAGGAGCAGGACAUGUGCAACGAUGAAAAAGUCAGCCCUUCCUGUUGGAACACCUUAGAGCAGAGCAGUGAGGAAGAACUCAAUAGAGAGGACUCCCGGCUCAGUACUUUAGGUGAGGACUUUUCUGCAGCUUCAGACACCAAAUCAGAUGAUGAUGAUGCCUGGGAUCUCAUCACUUGCUUCUGCUUAAAGCCAUUUGCUGGGAGACCUAUGAUAGAGUGCAAUGAAUGUGCCACUUGGAUCCACCUCUCCUGUGCCAAGAUACGUAAAUCCAAUGUGCCUGACAUCUUUAUCUGCCAACGAUGCCGUGAUGCAAAGCAGGAGAUUCGCCGCUCAAACAGAGCCCGGACCAUCCCCCGCAAGCGUUUCUGUGACUGACUAUGGCUUGGCGAAUGGAUGGGUUCCCUUUAAACUUGGACUGGAUCCCUGUUGGCAAGACAAUCAAAAUGCAAGAACUUCCCUGGGAAAUACAUGAGGACCCACUAUGCUUCCAAGACUGAAAUGUGUGUCUUACUCAAGAGUUUGCGGGAUGGAGGGGGACAUGUCUUCUCCAAAGGGCCUGUAAACUGUGCUGUUGAGAUCUCAGGGUUACACUAGAGCAGCAAAUGCAAAGGUGCCUGGCAGACACGAGUGACUGGUUUGAUGAAUUCCAGGGCACAAUGCACUAAGUCAGCCAGAAGUCUCUUUGCCUUGUGCAGGAUAGGGAUCGGUGCCUUUCCUCAGCAACCUAGUGGGAGUUGGCCCAAACUCCUUUUGUGCUACAACAGCUGCUCCCUUAAAUUCGUAAAGUUAUGCCCCCAGUGGUAUUUUUGUUUUUCCUUUGCCCUAAACCUGAACUACCCCUUAGGAAAUUAGCUGGGAAACUUCUGGAACCCUUUCAGUACAGUAAAGCACAUAUUAAACAGGGCAGUUAUCCUCCUGUGCACAAUCUGUCUUACAGCUAUAAUAGCAAGGCGGCAUUCUUCGUUAGCGUGAAGAGCAACGUGGGGCAAAACCCCUGUACUGUGGUCACGGCUCCCAGUUCUUGUAAUGAGACUGUGCUAUUCCAGUCUUUAGUCAGGCUAGUCACUAAUUGGGGAAGUGGUGGCAAUAUUCAGUUAAUGUAAAUAUUUUGUAUACUGAUUACUAGAAAAUGUCUGGCUGUACUUAUUCCACACUCACCCACCGAAGACUUCCAGUUGCACUAGUAUCUUUUUUGAAGGGAAUGCAGGAGUUGUGGGAAGAGGGGGACAUCCUACACAAGUUUAGACAGGAAAAAAAAGUCCUACAACUCAGUUUUCCCUUCUGUCUAAACAUGCAUAGGAUUGUGCCUCAAACUUGCUGAUGGUAGAGGUGAUGGUGACGGCUUACAGGGGAAGGUAACCACUUUUGAUCCAGGGGCUGGAUUAUACCCUUGGACCAACCCAGGAAGCCGCAUUAUGUCAAGGCGGUGCACCCCACCCUGAAGCCCCACCCAUCUCAUUUUUAAAAAACCCUCCUGCAGAGAGAGGCACCGAGAGAGGAACUUGAUCAGCCCCUGCAGGAGUCUGGUCCUGCAAGCUCUGGCUGAGCCAGGCUGCUCCUUCCUGCACCGCUCAUGUCCUGGUUGGGGUGCAAACGGUGAGGGAAAUGACUCCGCAAGUGCUUGCAGAAGCCGGCUGCUGGCCAAGUGGCACAGGGGUAUCCCCAGCCUCUAAUCGGAAAUAAGAGAGAACUAGAGCUGCGCUGAAGAAGCAGAUUGGGUCCUGCUUUUAUUUUCAAGCUGCUCUCUCAUUGCUAAGGAUAUUUCACCUAGGUUGCCAUGGGUGGAAUUUGGGGGAUGCUAAAGGAAAGUGAUCUGCCCACUAUGCAAAAUACUUCUUUUUGUUCUUGGGGGGUAAAUCAUGCCAGCAAACUGAUGAUUGUUUUUGGAGAGAAGACUGGUCUAUUUGCACUCUAUACCUAGUCUGCAGAGCCUCUUCCAUUUGACCCAUGUGCCUUUAUCUCAUCUGAUACACACACCACCACAUCUUUGGCCGUGCUUGUACCUACAACCCUAUUUUCAUUGUACAAGGGGGUCUGCAGUGGCUUGAGAUGGGUCUUGCCCUAUUUAAGACUGCUCAGUCCUCAUGCUAUAGAAAGAAUUUAGGGGGUGACCCCAUGAUUCAAUCAAUAGCCCUCUGCCCCCUUAAAGUGUUUACACUUUUAUAGAUAGUCACUUUCUAUUACAGAUGUAAAGUAGUAUAUUCUAGUCCUUGCCCUAUGCUGAGUGUCUGGAGUGAUAUGUAUAGAAUAAAAAAUACUUUUAA
This is a messenger RNA of Elgaria multicarinata webbii, 2943 nucleotides long. RefSeq names its product PHD finger protein 23A-like. Gene Ontology annotation, cellular component: nucleus. The record is from RefSeq and is a predicted model, not a curated record. The coding region runs from base 47 to 1054 and encodes 335 amino acids. The transcript has 6 exons. NCBI's taxonomy places the organism in Eukaryota, Metazoa, Chordata, Lepidosauria, Squamata, Anguidae.